UCCCCGACCAAAUCCACGCAAAAACCCUUUCGCAUCUAAACCCUCCCCUCCCGUGGAUCAUCGCCGCCGCCGCCGGUAUCUCGCUGACCUUUCCUCUCGUCGGACCAAGUUUUCGCGCGUCCCAAUCUGCGGAUCCGUCGGUCGUCGCCGUCGUGAUGCUGUCCUUGUCGAGGGCGCUGGGGAGGCGGCUCUUCUCCUCCUCCUCCGCCGCCGCAUCUGAUGCCACCGCCGCGGCCGCCGCGGUGGUGAGGAAGGCGCAGAACCCACUGGAGGAGUUCUUCGAGGUCGAGAGGAGCACCGAGGAAGACAAGCCCCCUCCGCACUACGGCCGUAGUUGGAAGGCUUCCGAGUUACGCCUAAAAUCCUGGGAUGACCUUCAGAAGCUAUGGUAUGUCCUUCUGAAGGAAAAGAACAUGCUUAUGAGUCAGCGCCAGAUGCUACAUUCAGAGAAUAUGCGUUUUCCAAACCCUGAACGUGUUUCCAAGGUGAAGAAGUCAAUGUGUCGAAUAAAGCAUGUCUUGACUGAAAGGGCCAUAGCAGAACCUGACCCAAGGAGAUCCGCAGAAAUGAAGCGGAUGAUCAACGCCCUUUGAUCAGCUUUCAUGUUUCAUGUUGGAUUAACGGUUGAAAGGACGAGUAGCUAUUUUUAGAAAUAUCUGCUUCUUUUCUGUUGUAUGCUAUUCUUUAUCUCGGAAAGCGGUACAAGACUGGAUCCUUUUGAUACCCAUGGAAUGCUUGAAAGAUCCUACUAUACUAUUGACAUUAAUAGCUCCAGGGCUAAUAAUUUUGAUGUCAUCUAGAAUCCAUGCAAUGUGUUUUGCAUGUCCAUGUUUCUGCCUCACUAGAAACGAAUUCGUUCCUCUGUCAGUUUCAAGUACACUGUACUGUUCUGAUCCUCACUUGGCAGCAAUAAAAGUUUGCUGUUAAGUCCA
Oryza sativa Japonica Group (Japanese rice) is the source of this 932-nucleotide messenger RNA. RefSeq lists its product as uncharacterized. Gene Ontology annotation, cellular component: mitochondrial ribosome; mitochondrial large ribosomal subunit. Gene Ontology annotation, molecular function: structural constituent of ribosome. NCBI's taxonomy places the organism in Eukaryota, Viridiplantae, Streptophyta, Magnoliopsida, Poales, Poaceae. Gene Ontology annotation, biological process: mitochondrial translation. The record is from RefSeq and is a predicted model, not a curated record.